AUGACAAAUGACAAAAUCUCACAAUAUGAAAUUGAGACACGCGAAAUGGAGGCGAAACGAGAAGCUUUAUUGGCGAAAACACUUCGAAGACGAGAGCAAAUCGAACAGAGGGUUGAGGAGAUCGAAGCGAAGAACGCAGAAAGGCGACAAGCUGAACUCGAAAAGCAAGAAGCAGCUGAAAUGAGGAAACGAGAGCGUGAACUGCAAAGGCAAAAAAUUCUCGAAGAUUAUAAGCGGAAAAAGAUGGAAAGAGAGCUGGAGGCAAGCGGAAGUCAGAGUGGACGUGGACAUAGUCAGCCGCCCACACCAUCGAGACCGAAAAGCACGGUUGAAUUGGCGAGAUCGCGAACGCUAAAUCGCUCGUCGACACGUCCACAAAGCACUAUCGAUGACAGCAGUGCUCCGUCGUCGGCACGUGUCACUGUCCCGAGUACGGCUGAACCAACACUGAAACUAUUCUCGAAAUAUGUGCACAAAUCGAAUCGGUCGAUGAUCAUCAAUGCUCUGCAGUACUCUGUUUUUCCAGGAGCUGUUUCUGAUAAAAUGCGAAAUGAAGUAUUGGGUGAAUUGGCAAAGAGUGAUAGUAAACAUUUUCUGUUGCUGUUCCGUGAUCAAAAGUGUCGUUACAUGGGUGCAUACAGUUGGGAUCAGCAGUCUGAUACGGCACAUAGGGUUCACGGUCGUGGACCAAUUCUUUGCCAUGAAUCAAUGAUGCAUUUCAUGUUCAAAUACAGUCUUAUUCUUUAUCGUAGUCAUGGAAAGAAUUUCGAAACGGCUCCUUUAUGUUGGAUCAUUGGGAUGUUACUCAAUUGA
Molecule: messenger RNA, 813 nt
Organism: Anisakis simplex (herring worm)
Lineage: Eukaryota; Metazoa; Nematoda; Chromadorea; Rhabditida; Anisakidae
Source: the annotation of a GenBank genome assembly